Scomber japonicus (chub mackerel) is the source of this 1922-nucleotide messenger RNA. RefSeq names its product cell division cycle 14Ab (gene cdc14ab). Gene Ontology annotation, molecular function: protein serine/threonine phosphatase activity; protein tyrosine/serine/threonine phosphatase activity. The record is from RefSeq and is a predicted model, not a curated record. Bases 1 to 1833 code for a protein of 610 amino acids. Lineage: Eukaryota; Metazoa; Chordata; Actinopteri; Scombriformes; Scombridae. Gene Ontology annotation, biological process: cilium assembly; microtubule cytoskeleton organization; positive regulation of cytokinesis. The transcript is spliced from 16 exons. Gene Ontology annotation, cellular component: mitotic spindle; spindle pole; nucleolus.
AUGACGGUGGAGGGGGUCCGACACUCCCCCAUCCUGUCCGCCUUGUUUAGAGGAGCAGAAGACCCGGAGCUGCUGGGAGGCUCCGAGCUCAUUAAAGAACGUCUGUACUUCGCGACGCUACGCAGCAAACCGAAGAGCACGCCCAACACUCACUACUUCUGCACCGACGACGAGUUCCUCUACGAGAACUUCUACGCAGACUUCGGUCCUCUGAACUUGGCGAUGCUCUACAGAUACUGCUGCAAGCUCAACAAGAAGCUGAAGUCGUUCACUCUGACCAGGAAGCGGAUCGUUCACUACGCCAGCUUCGACCAGAAGAAGAGAUCCAACGCCGCCGUGCUGAUUGGAGGAUACGCCGUGAUCUACUUGAAGAAGACUCCAGAGGAAGCUUACAGAGCUCUGAUCUCUGGAUCCAACGCGUCCUACCUUCCUUUCAGGGACGCCUCCUUUGGUAGUUGUACCUAUAACCUCACGGUGCUGGAUUGUCUGCAGGGAAUCAGGAAGGCUCUGCAGCACGGCUUCUUCAACUUUGAGACCUUCGACGUGGACGAGUACGAACACUACGAGCGGGUUGAGAACGGAGACCUGAACUGGAUCGUCCCGGGGAAGUUUGUGGCCUUCAGUGGACCUCAUCCCAAAACUAAGAUAGAGAACGGUUACCCCCUCCACGCCCCGGAGGCGUACUUCCCUUACUUCAGGAAGCACAACGUGACCACGGUCGUCCGUCUCAAUAAGAAAAUCUACGACUCCAAACGCUUCACGGACGCCGGCUUCGACCACUACGACCUUUUCUUCUUAGACGGCAGCACGCCCAGUGACAUCAUCACACGCCGCUUCCUGCACGUCUGCGAGAGCACCGACGGAGCCGUGGCCGUCCACUGCAAGGCUGGUCUGGGCAGGACGGGCUCUCUGAUUGGCUGUUACCUGAUGAAACACUACCGCUUCACGGCAGGUGAGGCCAUCGCUUGGAUCCGGAUCUGCAGACCGGGCUCUGUGAUUGGACCACAGCAGCACUUCCUGGAAGAGAAGCAGGCAUCAAUGUGGUUGCUAGGAGACAGUCAGCGUUCCCAGAAGGCCAAACUGGAGGAGAGAGCAGUGUCUCACCUCAUCAGCAGCAUGGAUGACCUCACCUUUAACCCCGCCCACAAUUACAUAAACUCCGCCCACAACCGCAUCAGCAGGUCCUCCAGCUCCGACCACCUGCAGGAGGGUGAGACAGCAGACGGUCCGGCUCUGACUCAGGGAGACAAACUGAGAGCCUUAAAGAGCCGACGGCCCCCCCGACCAGCCACCACCGGAGCCCUCAGAGUGGAGGAGAUGAAGAUGCACAGCAGGUCGGCCUCGCAGCCGCUCAGGUUGUCGAUGGGGGCCGCUCAGGGUCCCGCCUCCCCCCUCAAGUCCUCCAAGUUCCCAGCAUCCUCUGCUUCUGCUGCAGCCAAGAGGAUCGGGAGAAGUCCGUCGUCAUCGGCGACCAACAUGAGGAGCUCCCCCCUCAGCUCCCGAUUGGCCAGCUCUCUCAGUGACCUGUAUGCCACUGACGUGGAGGAGGACCGAAAGACGCCGUUCGCCUCUCUUCCUCCCUCCUCGUCUUCCUCCCCCCUCAGCCCCGCCCCCUCCCCUCUGACCCCACCCUCUAUGUGUCGCUAUGGCAACGUCCCUCGCAGCAUGCAGCACGAGGUCAACAACAACAGUGGCCCGUACGGCGGCCGGCCGGGCCCUCAGGACUUCAGCCCGUACCGCGUCCCGGGGCCCUACAGCGCUCUGAACGGCCCGUCAGGACGCUACCUGAGCCGCUCCAUACCUUCUCUACAGUCUGACUUCAUCCAGUACUGACCGGUCCAGAGCCACGCUGUCCUCAACUACACUACCCACAAUCCCCUCCGCUCUUCACUCUCUGUAAAUAAUGACGUUGUGAGUUUGAA